Messenger RNA from Effrenium voratum, 1562 nucleotides. NCBI's taxonomy places the organism in Eukaryota, Dinophyceae, Suessiales, Symbiodiniaceae. The record is from the annotation of a GenBank genome assembly.
CAAGCACACGUGGAAGCAUCAAGUGCAUGUUGUUUUCCAGCCAUGCAUUUGGCUGGCUUCUCUUCAGCUUGACAGUGGCUUUUGCAGACGCGGGCGCUCUUUGUGCACCAUCUGUGCAUCUUCGGCCGGUAUCGACGAUGCCCUGGACAUGGAAGGUGUUCCGUAGAGCUGAGGCAAAGGACAGCCCGAGAGCGAAUAUGCACGUCGCCGUGGUGGGCGCUGGGGUGGCGGGCCUGGCCUGCGCCCGGGCCUUGCGGAGGUCUGCGCGGGUGGAGGUCUUUGAGGCUGCGGAGGCGGUGGGGGGCCGGGUGAAGACGGACCGAGUGCCGCUGCCAGGUCGACUGUCAGGUGGUGCCAGCGAAGGCAGCUUCCUCUUGGACCAUGGCUUCCAAAUCCUUAUCGAGGCGUAUCCCGAGGUGAAACGCUUAGAUCUCAAGAAGCGCCUGAAGCUGCGCGGCUUCGCCCCCGGGGCGUAUCUCGCCUUCGGCGGCGGCGAGCUGCGGAUCGUGGCGGACCCCUCGCGGAGCCCUCGCUACCUCUGGCGCACCGUGGCCAGCGGCAUCGCUUCCUUUUGGGACAUCCUGGCGCUGGGCAUGCUGCGCCUGCGCCAGGUGUUCCUGGAAGGCCCCUAUGCCGCGCUGGAGCGGGAGGGGAAGGCGUCCUCUGGGCAGAGCACCGAGGCGUUCCUGCGGUCCUUGGGCCUGUCGAGGUCCUUGGUGGAUCGCUUUUUGCGACCCUUCUUCGAGGCCAUCUACGUGACGCCGCUGAAAGCGCAGAGCGCCGCCUGCUUCCAGUUUGUUUUGCGGAUGCUGGCGGAGGGCAACUCCUCUCUGCCAGAGGGUGGCAUGCAGGCCUUGCCGGAGCACUUGGCCGAGGGCCUCGAGCUGCACCUGGGCGCUCCAGUGGAGCAGCUGCACGCGGGCGGCGACUCGGACUUGGAGCGCCCGGCGCUGCGGCUCCGGGGCGAAGGCGGCGUCCGCGGCUUCGACGCCGUGGUGCUGGCCACCGAUGGCCCCGCCGCCCGGCGCCUUCUGCCGGAGCUGCCGGAGCUGCCGAAGACGGCCAGUUGCACCUGGUACUUUGCCGUGCCUGGCGCCAGCAUGCCGGUGACGGAGCCCCUGAUCGUGCUGAACAGCACGGACCAGGUCGAGGAGGAUGGCCUCCGCCUGGUGAACGUGGGCUUCCCCUCCCUGGUCCAGCGGUCCUACGCGCCGGUAGGCUGGCACCUGGCGGCGGUGACGCUGCGGAACGGCCAGGGCGAGGAGGGCUGGGUGCGGCGCCAGCUGGCGGAUUUGUUCGGCAGAGAUGUGGGGGACUGGCAGCUGCUGAAGGUCUACCGCAUCCCCUUCCACCAGCCGGGCCAGUUCCCGAGCCAGCUGUGGCCGCCGCGCGACCCCCGCCCCUCCUUAAAAGGCAUCUACCUCUGCGGGGACUUCUUGGCGGAGCCCACGCUGGACUCGGCGCUGCGCUCCGGGCGCCGAGCCGCGGAGGCGGUGCUGAGCGAUGCGAAGUGAGGAUCGCAGGCGGUGCGAUCCGCGCGGUCCGAAACGGGCGUGGAAGAA